This is a messenger RNA of Mustela lutreola (European mink), 3493 nucleotides long. RefSeq names its product TOX high mobility group box family member 3 (gene TOX3). Gene Ontology annotation, molecular function: chromatin DNA binding. The transcript is spliced from 7 exons. The record is from RefSeq and is a predicted model, not a curated record. Gene Ontology annotation, biological process: regulation of transcription by RNA polymerase II. The coding region runs from base 491 to 2239 and encodes 582 amino acids. Gene Ontology annotation, cellular component: nucleus. Lineage: Eukaryota; Metazoa; Chordata; Mammalia; Carnivora; Mustelidae.
GGAGGGGACCGGCGGCGGAGGCAGGAGGGGGAGAAGGAGGGGAGGGGCCGGGCCCCUUGUCUCCGCGGCUCCUCUCCUCAGUCCGCCCGGGGAGGAGGAGGAGGAGCGGGGCCAGCCGCCGCCGCCGCCGCCGUCCCAGCCUCGCCCCGCGCACCUGAACUCGCCGCGCCGCCCGGGCCCCCGCGCCGCGCCCCGCGCCCCGCGCGCCCGGCCCGCGCGCUGCGCUGCCUCGGUGCCCCGGCGGGGCGCGUCCCCCGGGCCGCCUCCCGCUCUCCCGCGGCUCGCGUGGCCGCGCCUUUGUGUGCGGCGGCCGCGGCUCCCGGGCUCUUCGGGCUCCGGUCGCAGCGCUCUUGCGGCCCCGAGCCCCGCGCGCCGCCCCCGGACAACCCUGGCCGGGCGCCCCCGACGGUGGAUCUAGCGGCUUCGAGGAAGCGGGCACCGGCCCCGGCGAGCCCUAGCCCCGGCCCCCGGCCCCGGGCCCGGCUCCGGCAUGGAUGUGAGGUUCUACCCCGCGGCGGCCGGGGACCCUGCCGGCCUGGACUUCGCGCAGUGUCUGGGCUACUACGGCUACAGCAAGUUCGGGAGUAACAAUAAUUACAUGAACAUGGCUGAGGCAAACAGUGCUUUCUUUGCAGCCAGUGAGCAGACAUUCCAUACGCCAAGCCUUGGGGAUGAGGAGUUUGAGAUCCCCCCUAUCACACCUCCUCCAGAGUCAGACCCCGCCCUGGGCAUGCCCGAUGUUCUUCUACCCUUUCAAGGCCUCAGUGAUCCACUGCCUUCCCAGGGAAGUGAGUUCACACCCCAGUUUCCCCCUCAAAGCCUGGAUCUUCCUUCCAUUACAAUCUCAAGAAAUCUCGUGGAACAAGAUGGCGUGCUUCAUAGCAGUGGGUUGCAUAUGGACCAGAGCCACACACAAGUGCCCCAGUACCGUCAGGAUCACUCCUUGAUCAUGAGGUCCAUCGUCCACAUGACUGACGCUGCUCGCUCUGGGAUCAUGCCUCCCACUCAGCUCACCACCAUCAACCAGUCUCAGCUCAGCGCCCAGUUGGGGCUGAAUUUGGGAGGGGCCAGUAUGCCACACACGUCUCCUUCACCACCAGCGAGCAAGUCUGCAACCCCUUCCCCUUCCAGCUCCAUCAAUGAAGAGGAUGCUGAUGAAUCCAACAGAGCCAUUGGAGAGAAAAGAGCUGCUCCAGAUUCUGGCAAGAAGCCCAAGACUCCAAAGAAAAAGAAAAAGAAAGAUCCCAACGAGCCCCAGAAGCCGGUAUCAGCAUAUGCCCUGUUUUUCAGGGACACACAGGCUGCAAUUAAAGGGCAAAACCCCAAUGCCACUUUUGGAGAGGUCUCAAAAAUUGUGGCAUCCAUGUGGGACAGCCUUGGCGAAGAACAAAAGCAGGUGUAUAAAAGGAAAACAGAAGCUGCCAAAAAGGAGUACCUGAAGGCCUUGGCCGCAUACCGGGCCAGCCUCGUUUCUAAGGCUGCUGCUGAAUCAGCAGAAGCCCAGACCAUCCGCUCCGUUCAGCAGACCCUGGCGUCCACCAAUCUGACAUCCUCGCUCCUUCUCAACCCUCCGCUGUCGCAACACGCAACCGUGUCGGCCUCCCCUCAGACUCUCCAACAAUCGCUCCCUCGGUCAAUUGCCCCUAAGCCCCUAACCAUGAGACUCCCCAUGAACCAGAUCGUGGCGUCGGUCACCAUUGCAGCCAACAUGCCAUCGAACAUUGGGGCCCCCCUGAUAAGCUCCAUGGGAGCGACCCUGGUGGGCUCGGCCUCUUCCACCCAAGUGAGCCCUUCCGUGCAAACCCAACAGCAGCAGAUGCAGCAGCAGAUGCAGCAGCAGCAGCAACAGCAGCAGCAGCAGCAGCAGAUGCAGCAGAUGCAGCAGCAGCAACUGCAGCAGCACCAAAUGCAUCAGCAGAUCCAGCAGCAGAUGCAGCAGCAGCAUUUCCAGCACCACAUGCAGCAGCACCUGCAGCAGCAGCAGCAACAGCACCUCCAGCAGCAGAUCAGCCAGCAGCAGCUGCAGCAGCAGCUGCAGCAGCACAUGCAGCUGCAGCAGCAGCUGCAGCACAUGCAGCACCCGUCCCAGCCCUCUCCCCGGCAGCACUCCCCCGCCGCCUCCCAGAUGACGUCGCCCCUCCCCGCCAUCGGGAGCCCCCAGCCGGCCUCCCAGCAGCACCAGUCGCAAAUACAGGCUCAGACACAGACUCAAGUACUGUCGCAGGUCAGUAUUUUCUGAAGACGCCCGCGGCAGAGGCAGGUGCGCUCGGGGGUGGGCGCCCGGAAGGAGGGUCCGCCGCGCGCCCGCGGCCGCAGCUCGUUAAGUUGCUGUCCGUGACGCGGAAACGUGUAACAGAUCACAUGGUCCUCUCAAGUGUCUAUUAGAUAGGCAAUAAGAACACAGUGUAGCUGAGUAUCAUCUUCUAGCUGACUAUAAAUCACUUUGUUUUUAAACAAGAGAAGCUGUGCUCUUUUAUGUGAUGCCUUUUUUUAUUUAUUCAGGCUAUAUACCUACAAUAUGUGAAUCAAACAGUUUAACGAACCCUGGGACAUACUGAUGACUGUAGACCGGCCUCUCUCUGAGUCAUAGAAAACGGCCUUAUUUCCUCCCCAGAAGUGAAUAAACCACACUUCGAGGCUAUUUGAACUUCCGGAGCCCUAAAAUAAUAAAAAAGCACAGUCCUAAUUACCUGAAAUACGAAGAUCCGGUUUCAUACAAACAUUUGUAUGACGUGAAUCGUUGAUGGCAUUUUUUGUCAUGAAAAAAAAUAAUGUAAAUCACAGACUUUUGCCAAAGCUCUUAUUUUUUUUUCCUAAAUCUCUCCAGAAAAGAAAAAAAAAAAAAAUGCAAGUGAUUAGAUUCCAUUAUUGACUCAUUUCCACUUUUUUAACCCAUGACUUCUCCAAAUCAGACCACAGUAUAUGUUGUAACGAUAUCUAUGGCCACUGUUAGCCCAUUAUACUCAUUCCAAUUAGAAGAAAAGAAUGUGAAUAUUAUAUUCUGUGUUUUGAGUGACAAGUUUCGAAAAAUAAAAACACUGUAUUUUUAAAAAGGGAAAUGCACUUAAAUGAAAACAGUUAUUACAAAAAGUUAAGAUUUAAAAAAAAAAUGCAAGAGUUUUUAUUAUGAUGUGAUACCGGUAGAAUAUUUAAAAAACGCACCACAUCUGAAUAAUCAAUGUAAAUAUUUUCUUUCAAAGUUGUAAGUUUUCAUAUCAUGUGUUGUAAAGUUUUCAUAAACAAGGCUUUAACGUAAACACUGGUGACAUAAACCAUUCAUUGCUACGUUGCUUAUUGUGUUUUUAUGCUGUUUUAUACUUUUUUAUGAGUUAUGAUAGCAGCAAUUAAGUUGUUUGUAUUUUGCUUAACUAAAACAAAAAUGCUUUUAUCUUGCUAUAGAAUAAACACAUUUCAGUAAAAACUGUGGACUGUAUUUUGAUGCAACAACCAGGAAAAUGUUCACUUUUCAAAUAAAAUGAUAUGUCAAAUUUCA